AUGCACGAGUCGGCGGCCGAUUACGAGGCGCGGCAGUCGGCCUACGAGGCGUCGCUAGAGGAGAACAUCAAGGCACGCGAGCGGCAGCAGCAGGAGGAGCGGCUGGCGGCGCUGCGAGAGGCGCGCGCCCUGCGGGAGCAGCAGGACGAGGACUACAGGGCGGCACUGGAAGAGGACCGGCGCAAGCAGGCGCUAAGGGCAGCCGGCGGCGGCGGCGGCGGCGGCGGCGUCGCUAGCCCUCCAGCCAACCCCGGCUUAGGGAGCAGCAGCGCCCCCAGCGAAGCUGCACGCCCGGGCCCCGGCGCCACCGCUGGGCCCCCUUCAGAGCGCCCUGCGCCGCGCGGCCGCUUGCUCGGCGGCGCGGCGGGCGCGCCCUCUUCGGAUCCCUCGCACCUGCUGCGGGGGCAGGGGGACCCCAGGUCCGUCGGCAGCGGCGGCGGCCGCGGGCGGACCGCAUCCCAUGCAGACGGCGGGGCCGAGGGGAGGGCUCAAGACGCACAGGCUGAAGAGUCCCGGCUACUCAGCUUGCUGCCGCCCGAGCCGUCCCAAGACGCCGCCGACGCAAUAACCCUGCGUGUCCGCAUGCCCGGCGGCCCGCCACACGCGCGCCGCUUCCUGCCAGAGCAAACCGUCGCGGACGCGCUGGCGUGGGUGCGCUGCUUCUUAAGCGGUGAUGCGAGCGGCGGCGGCAAGCUAAAUUUGGCCGCGGGGCUGUUCUCUGGGGCCGUGCGCCCCGAGCUGCUGCUGCAGCCGGCGGCCACGCUGGGCGAAGUGGCGGGCUCCGCGCGGCAACUGACGCUUUUCGCAGCUGUCGGGGCACAGCGGGCGGGCGGCUAG
Messenger RNA from Monoraphidium neglectum, 837 nucleotides. RefSeq lists its product as hypothetical. The transcript is spliced from 4 exons. The coding region runs from base 1 to 837 and encodes 278 amino acids. Lineage: Eukaryota; Viridiplantae; Chlorophyta; Chlorophyceae; Sphaeropleales; Selenastraceae. The record is from RefSeq and is a predicted model, not a curated record. Gene Ontology annotation, cellular component: endoplasmic reticulum. Gene Ontology annotation, molecular function: ubiquitin binding.